Eutrema salsugineum is the source of this 2711-nucleotide messenger RNA. RefSeq names its product putative pentatricopeptide repeat-containing protein At5g08490. Gene Ontology annotation, molecular function: protein binding; RNA binding. Bases 46 to 2595 code for a protein of 849 amino acids. Gene Ontology annotation, biological process: RNA modification. NCBI's taxonomy places the organism in Eukaryota, Viridiplantae, Streptophyta, Magnoliopsida, Brassicales, Brassicaceae. The record is from RefSeq and is a predicted model, not a curated record. The transcript has a single exon.
UCCGUGACGGGUUAAACGGCCGUUGCUAAGAUAUUUACGGAAAAUAUGGAAGUGCUACGGCAAUUUGUUCAGAAUUUUCGAUUUUCUUCUGGUUUUGGAAUUGAUCACAGAGUUUUUUCGGAUGUUGUCAAAGCUUGCGCUUCAGUGUCUGAGCUUACAUCAGGGAGGGCUCUGCACGGUACCGUGGCAAAGCUUGGUCAUAUGGCCUGCAAUGAGGUUUCAAAGUCAGUUCUUAACAUGUAUGCGAAAUGCAGGAGAAUAGAUGAUUGCCAGAAGCUGUUCAGGCAAAUGAACAGUGUCGAUCCUGUUGUUUGGAAUAUUCUCCUGACUGGACUUUCGAAUUCUUGUGCUCAUGAGACGAUGAGGUUUUUCAAAGCAAUGCACUUUGCGGAUGAACCUAAGCCCAGCUCCGUUACCUUUGCGAUUGUUCUUCCUGUGUGUGUUCGCCUUGGGAAUUCAUACAAUGGCAAGAUUUUGCAUUCUUAUAUCAUUAAAAUCGGGUUAGACGAAGAUACACUUGUGGGGAAUGCUCUGGUUUCCAUGUAUGCCAAAUGCGGGAUUGUCUUCCCUGAUGCGUACACUGUGUUUGAUAGUAUAGCUGAUAAAGAUGUUGUCUCAUGGAACGCGUUAAUUGCAGGGUUUUCUGAGAACAAUAUGAAGUCCGAUGCUCUUAGAUUGUUUUCUCUGAUGCUCAAGGAACCUAUAGAGCCGAAUUAUGCAACAAUUGCAAAUAUUUUGCCAGUUUGUGCUUCUAUGGACAAGAACAUUGCAUAUGGAUGUGGUAGGCAGAUUCAUGGUUAUGUUGUGCAGAGGUCUUGGUUGCAAACUCAUGUUAAUGUAUGCAAUUCUCUUGUGAGUUUCUAUUUGAGAGUCGGACGGAUAGGAGAAGCAGCCUCAAUGUUUACGAGGAUGGGUUCCAAAGAUCUGGUUUCAUGGAAUGUUGUCAUAGCCGGUUAUGCAUCAAAUUGUGAGUGGUUUAAAGCCUUGCAGUUAUUUCAAAUUUUGGUGCAUAAGGGGGAUGUUUCUCCUGAUUCGGUAACUAUUGUCAGCAUCCUUCCUGUCUGUGCGCAGUUAAGUAACUUGACCAUUGGCAAAGAGAUCCACAGUUAUAUUUUGCGCCAUUCUUACCUCUUGGAGGAUACAUCAGUUGGGAAUGCUCUCAUUAGUUUCUAUGCAAGACUUGGUGACACAAGGGCAGCGUAUUGGGCCUUUUCGCUGAUAUCCAAGAAGGAUAUAGUAUCUUGGAAUGCUAUACUUGAUGUCUUUGCAGACAGUCCAAAACAUUCUCAGUUUAUGAACCUCUUGCGCCACUUAUUUGAUGAAGCAGUAAUUCUUGACUCUGUUACUAUUUUAAGCAUAGUCAAAUUCUGCACAAAUGUACUGGGAGUUGGUAAAGUAAAAGAAGUUCAUGGGUACUCAGUUAAGGCCGGUCUUUUAGACGGUGAAAAGGAACCCAUGCUUGGCAAUGCAUUGCUUGAUGCAUAUGCCAAAUGUGGUAAUGUAGAAUAUGCUCAUAAGAUUUUUCAAGGUCUAUCAAAGAGGAAAACUUUGGUUACCUAUAACUCAAUGUUAUCAGGAUAUGUCAAUAGUGGAAGUCAUGAUGACGCUCAGAUUCUGUUCCGUGAGAUGUCUACUACUGAUCUCACCACUUGGAGUUUAAUGGUUCGUAUCUAUGCUGAAAGUUGUUGUCCUAGUGAAGCCAUUGAUGUUUUCCAUGAGAUACAAGCUAGAGGAAUGAGGCCUAACACUGUGACUAUCAUGAAUUUCCUUCCUGUUUGUGCGCAGAUAGCCUCUCUGCAUCUAGUAAGACAAUGCCAUGGAUACAUUAUUAGAGGCGGGCUUGGAGAUAUCCGCCUGCAGGGGACUCUACUAGAUGUAUAUGCAAAAUGUGGCAGCUUGAAGAAUGCGUAUUCUGUUUUCCAGUCAGAUGCUCAUAGAGAUCUGGUUAUGUUCACUGCUAUGAUAGCUGGAUAUGCUGUACACGGUAUGGGUGAGGAAGCACUUAUGAUCUACUCUCAUAUGAUGGACUUGGGCAUUAAGCCCGAUCAUGUCAUCAUAACUACUAUGUUGACUGCAUGCUGUCAUGCUGGAUUAAUACAGGAUGGAUUGCGAAUAUUUGACUCGAUAAAAACGGUUUACGGUAUGAAACCUACAAUGGAACAGUAUGCUUCGGUUGUAGAUCUACUUUCUCGUGGGGGUCGACUUGAUGAUGCAUAUUCUUUCAUCACUCAGAUGCCAGUUGAACCUAAUGGGAAUAUAUGGGGAACACUGUUAAGGGCGUGUACAACCUAUAGUAGGAUGGAUCUGGGGCGCUCAGUUGCAGAUCUUCUUUUGCAAGCUGAAUCUGAAGACACUGGGAACUACAUUCUAAUGUCGAACAUGUAUGCUGCAGAUGGGAAAUGGGAAGUCGUGAAGGAGUUGAGAAACCUAAUGAAGAAAAAGAAAAUGAUAAAGCCAGCCGGAUGUAGCUGGCUAGAAGUGGAUGGGGAAAUGAAUGUCUUUAUGUCUGGAAAUUGUUCUCACCCUCGAAGAAACAGUAUUUCCGACUUACUACAUGCUCUAUAUCUUCAGAUGAAAGAACCAGUGACGUUUUAAUCGAUGAAGAUUGUGAAACGCUGCAAAAAGCAAAACGCUGCAGAAAUGUUACAGAAACAAGUCUUGAUUGAGAUAAAGCAAUUGAACAGUCUUUCUCUUUCAAUGAUUUUGUUGUG